Messenger RNA from Boleophthalmus pectinirostris (great blue-spotted mudskipper), 2226 nucleotides. RefSeq names its product kynurenine 3-monooxygenase. The transcript has 15 exons. The coding region runs from base 69 to 1484 and encodes 471 amino acids. Gene Ontology annotation, molecular function: NAD(P)H oxidase H2O2-forming activity; FAD binding; kynurenine 3-monooxygenase activity. Lineage: Eukaryota; Metazoa; Chordata; Actinopteri; Gobiiformes; Gobiidae. Gene Ontology annotation, biological process: NAD+ metabolic process; L-tryptophan catabolic process; quinolinate biosynthetic process. The record is from RefSeq and is a predicted model, not a curated record. Gene Ontology annotation, cellular component: mitochondrial outer membrane.
UGCAGGAACAUUUUCUGAAAGCACUGAGACACUGACACUAGAAUCGUUCGAGAAGGGUUUAGCCAAAAAUGGAACCAGCAGAAAUCAAGUCGGAAAAGAAGAAAGUGGUGGCUGUUGUGGGCGGCGGCUUGGUCGGUGCACUCAACGCCUGCUUUUUUGCCAAGAGAGGUUUUGACGUUCAAGUUUAUGAAAGUCGAGAAGAUAUCCGGACGGCUAAAGUGGUGAAAGGCCGGAGCAUAAACUUGGCUUUGUCUCAUCGCGGUCGUUCGGCUCUGAAGCACGUGGGGCUGGAGGAGAAGAUCGUCUCCCAGGGAAUCCCGAUGCACGCCCGGAUGAUCCACUCUCUGAACGGGAAACAGUCUCCGAUCCCGUACGGAAAGAAAGGACAGUUCAUUCUGUCUGUGGACCGAGCCAAUCUGAACAAGCAGCUGCUCACAGAGGCCGAGACGUAUCCAAACACCAAACUGAACUUCGACCACAAACUGCAGGACUGGAACGCAGAGACGGGGGCCAUGACCUUUGUCAGAGCUGACGGUACAAAGCAGCAGAUCUUGGCAGACUUGAUCGUCGGCUGCGAUGGGGCUUUUUCUUCCAUCCGGAAACAGUUUCUGAGACGCAGUCGAUUCAACUACAGCCAAACGUACAUCCCCCACGGGUACAUGGAGCUGACGAUGCCCCCGAGAGACGGAGACUUUGCCAUGAAGCCGAAUUAUCUGCACAUCUGGCCCCGAAACACGUUCAUGAUGAUCGCGCUGCCAAACCUGGAUAAAACAUUCACCUGUACGCUCUUCAUGCCGUUUGAGAACUUCGAGGAGAUCACCACAGGAGACGAGGUCCUGGAGUUUUUCCAGAAAUACUUCCCAGACGCCAUUCCAUUGAUUGGAGUUGAAGCUCUGAAGUGUGAUUACUUCCGUCUCCCGGCUCAGGCCAUGGUGUCGGUGAAGUGCUCGCCGUAUCACAUCGCAGAUAAAUGUGUCCUGAUGGGAGACGCUGCGCACGCCGUGGUCCCGUUCUACGGACAGGGCAUGAACGCAGGCUUCGAGGACUGCAUUGUGUUCGAUGAAAUUAUGGACCAGUUUAACGACGAUCUGAGUGAGGUUCUUCCAGAGUACACCAGAGUCAGAGUCCCAGAUGAUCACGCCAUCGCAGACCUGGCCAUGUACAACUAUAUAGAGAUGAGAGCUCACGUCAACUCAAAGUGGUUCCUUUUCAGAAAAUAUGUGGAUAAUUUCCUGCAUUUCCUCAUGCCUCGAACCAUAGUCCCACUCUACACCAUGGUGACGUUCACAAGGACACGGUACCAUCAGGCUGUGGAGCGCUGGCAAUGGCAAAACAAAGUGAUAAACCGUGGCCUGUUUUUCUGUGGCACUGGUGCGGUCCUGGGCGGGUCUUACCUCCUCUUCAAAAACCCUCCAAACGUCGACAAAAUUCACAUCGACGUCGAGAAAAUGUGGAACAGACUCCUCUCCACCGGGACCUCCUGAGGACUGGCAGCCAUUUUGUGAACCAUGAGUUUAAUUAGCUCUUAAUCGAAUGUAUUAAUUUAUAAUGAGUGAGCGGAGCCAGAAAGAAGCGCUGGAAAUGACGUCUGUAACUUAUUCAGGUCAAUGUGAAAAAUGAGCAGAUUUUUAUGGUCGUGUGAAACGUGCGAUGGUGAAAAUGAAACGGUUAGAGACAGAUACAUUUGUAAUAUUCCUUAAUUUUAUGGUUAAAUCAUUUGUCAUAAUCCUAACCCAGUGUUGAUACUUUGCAUUGACAUCACGCUGGGGGUGUUCUGUUUGUUUGUCUAUGGCGGAGUGUUCAGCAGUUACCGUGGUGACACAAUGUGCGCAAUAGCAAAAGCUGCCAAAAAAAAGUUUCAAGAUCGUCUGAAGCUAAUGAAAAAACACAUAAAAAACACAAAAACAAGACAUUUUCAGGAGGAGCGUAAACCCUACGCACUGUUGGGAAGGUGACUUUUAAAAUGUAAUCCCCUACAGAUUACAGAUUACACACACCAAAAUGUAGUUUGUAAUGUAAUCCAUUAAAUUACUUAAAGUGAGUAAUGUAAUCUGAAUACUUUGGAUUACUUGAUUUGCUGUAGAGAAGCAAAGACGAGGAAAUCUUCACAUAAGAAGUUUUACCUGCUAAAAGAAAAUGAAAAGCCCAGACUUUACUGAACCAAAUAAAAAAUAUUAUUGAUAGAAGAAGAGGAGACACGUCCACACAGCAGGAUUUAGUCCUGUU